AUACUCCUCGUAGGAAGGGUGUGGACAUACAGUAUUUGACAACAGAAUGACGGGAUAUGCUGCAGCAGCAGCAGCAGCAGCAGCAGCAGCAGCAGCAGCAGCACCUCCUCCCAAGAUGACGCCAAUGGAAUCCACUCACACCCACCAUCGCCUCUUCGACUUCGCUAAAGCUGCUCUCUUUAAGAUCUUCCUUUUCCCUUACGCUACAGUCUGCGAGUUGUUCUGCGGCCAAGUACCAGACGUAGACAAAUUCGACGAUGCUCUAAUUGGCCACUACAUUGGAAUUGAUGUGGAAAUGUCUGGAGUAAGCCAAGUUCAAGUGGCGUGGGAGAGUCAGCGUAAAGAUUAUACUUCACAGUUCAUUGAGCUUGACCCUUGCGAUGAAAAUUUGGCACCACAUUUGCUGGACAAGUGCAACACAGUUGAUAUUGUUUGCUGCAUGCAGCAUUUACAGAUAUGCUUCACGUCUGAAGAGAGAGCAAGGAUACUUCUACGUAACGUUUCGUCUUUGCUGAAACCAGGGGGUUACUUCUUUGGAAUUACUCCUGACUCCUCCAUGAUAUGGGCAAAAUAUCAGAAAAAUGUUGAAGCAUACCAUAACAGAAGUGGAAUGAAGCCUAACAUUGUACCAAACUGCAUUAGAUCAGAGAGCUACAUGAUUACUUUUGAACUAGAAGAAGAAAAGUUCCCAUUAUUUGGAAAGAAAUACCAGCUCAAGUUUGCUAGUGAUGUAUCUGCAGAAACACAUUGCUUAGUUCAUUUCCCAAGCUUUAUCAGGUUGGCUAGAGAAGCUGGUCUUGAGUAUGUAGAGAUUCAGAAUUUGACUGAGUUUUAUGAUGAUAACAGAGCUCAGUUUGGAAGCUUAAUUUUGAAAUUCGGUCCAAGUCUGGUGGAUCCUCGUGGAAGACUUGUUCCUCGCUCAUAUGAUGUGUUAGGUUUAUAUACAACAUUUAUUUUUAAAAAGCCGGACCCAGACAUGGCUCCUCCUAUUACAACUCCCGUAUUGCCGGAUGGACCUCAUAUUUAUGAUGAGAGAGAAUGGCAAGGAAAUACUUGGAGAGAAGAUGAUGUUAAUGGUACAACAGAGGCGCCUCCUGGUCUCGGCAAGAUUAGUGAUCAAAAGGGGAUUUUAGGUCCUGGCCCUGCUGAGUUACGCUUCCCGGAUGCCAUAUAACACCAACUCAACUCAACUCAACUUUGUUUAACUAUGGACUUGUCAUUUCGUCACCCUCAUCUGCACUCACAUAAACCUGCCAUUGUAAAAUUCAUAUGUAAAUAUUUUCUUUAUUAAUGGAUCUCCAUUUUGCUAA
Messenger RNA from Spinacia oleracea (spinach), 1310 nucleotides. RefSeq names its product mRNA cap guanine-N7 methyltransferase 2. The record is from RefSeq and is a predicted model, not a curated record. Gene Ontology annotation, biological process: 7-methylguanosine mRNA capping. The transcript is spliced from 10 exons. The coding region runs from base 47 to 1174 and encodes 375 amino acids. Gene Ontology annotation, molecular function: mRNA 5'-cap (guanine-N7-)-methyltransferase activity. Gene Ontology annotation, cellular component: nucleus. NCBI's taxonomy places the organism in Eukaryota, Viridiplantae, Streptophyta, Magnoliopsida, Caryophyllales, Amaranthaceae.